AUGAAUAGUUUGCUUUCCAAAGCUCGAGGAAUUGAUUCCAGUUCUGUUAAACUCCGAGGUGGUUCUCUAUUCCCAGAUAUAGAAAGAUCAGCAAAAAGAGAGUUUGACACUCGACAGACUCCUCAAGUGAAUAUUAAUCCUUUUACCCCAGAUCCUGUGUUGCUUCAUUCCUCAGGACAGUGUCGCCGAAGAAAGAGAGCAUAUUGGAAUGAUUCCUGUGAAGACAUGGAAGCCAGUGAUUAUGAGUUUGAAGAUGAAACAAGACCUGCUAAAAGAAUUACAAUUACUGAAAGCAACAUGAAGUCACGGUAUACAACAGAAUUUCAUGAGCUGGAGAAAAUAGGCUCUGGAGAAUUUGGAUCUGUGUUCAAGUGUGUAAAGAGGCUGGAUGGAUGCAUUUAUGCUAUUAAACGAUCAAAAAAGCCAUUGGCAGGCUCUGUUGAUGAGCAGAACGCUUUGAGAGAAGUAUAUGCUCAUGCAGUGCUUGGACAGCAUUCUCAUGUGGUUCGCUAUUUCUCUGCCUGGGCAGAAGAUGACCAUAUGCUUAUACAGAAUGAAUAUUGUAAUGGUGGAAGUUUAGCUGAUGCUAUAAGUGAAAAUUACAGAAUCAUGAGUUACUUUACAGAAGUAGAGUUGAAGGAUCUCCUUUUGCAAGUUGGCCGGGGCUUGAGAUAUAUUCAUUCAAUGUCUUUGGUUCACAUGGAUAUAAAACCUAGUAAUAUUUUCAUAUCUCGAACCUCAAUUCCAAAUGCUGCCACUGAAGAAGGAGAUGAAGAUGACUGGUUAUCCAACAAAGUCAUGUUUAAAAUAGGUGAUCUUGGGCAUGUAACAAGAAUCUCUAGCCCACAAGUUGAAGAAGGUGAUAGCCGUUUUCUUGCAAAUGAAGUUUUACAAGAGAACUAUACCCAUCUACCGAAAGCAGAUAUUUUUGCCCUUGCCCUCACAGUAGUAUGUGCUGCUGGUGCUGAACCUCUUCCCAGAAAUGGAGACCAAUGGCAUGAAAUUAGACAGGGUAGACUGCCUCGGAUCCCGCAAGUGCUUUCCCAGGAGUUUACAGAGUUGUUAAAAGUUAUGAUUCAUCCAGACCCAGAGAAAAGACCAUCAGCAAUGGCACUAGUAAAGCAUUCAGUAUUGUUGUCUGCAUCUAGAAAGAGUGCAGAACAGUUACGAAUAGAAUUGAAUGCAGAGAAGUUCAAAAACUCACUUUUACAGAAGUAA
This is a messenger RNA of Castor canadensis (American beaver), 1218 nucleotides long. The record is from RefSeq and is a predicted model, not a curated record. NCBI's taxonomy places the organism in Eukaryota, Metazoa, Chordata, Mammalia, Rodentia, Castoridae.